AUGGCGUCUUCUUCUUCUUCUUCUAAUUACUCUUAUGCUUUGGAAUCGGGCGCGGACCAUGAAGUGUUUCUGAGUUUCAGAGGUGAAGACACUCGCACCACCUUCACCGCAUACCUGUACGAUGCUCUGCUGGAGAAGGGGAUUCCGACGUUCAGAGACAACGAGGGGCUCAAGGUGGGGAAACCCAUUUCGCCGGCACUCUGGCGAGCCAUCGAGGAAGCGAAGAUGGCGGUGGUGGUGUUGUCGGAGAGGUACGCCGACUCGGGGUGGUGCCUAGACGAGUUAGCGGGGAUAAUGAGGUGCGCGGAGGAGAAGGGGCUGCAGGUUUUUCCGGUUUUCUACCACGUGGACCCGAGCGACGUGAGGAAGCAGCGGGGGAAGUUCAAGGAUGCGUUCGACGCCCACGCUGCGGAUAAGGAGAGGCGAGCUAGGGUGGAGACGUGGAAGGCGGCGAUGACGGCCGUCGCUAAUUGUAGGGGAGAGCAUGUGCAGGACGGCCGGCUUGAGUUAGAAUAUAUCAAUGAUAUUGUCGAAGCAAUAUAUUCUGAAUUGAACAAUACACUACCAAGUGUUUCCGAGGAUCUUUUUGGGAUGGUACGUCGGGUGCAGGAAAUAAAAUCAUAUUUAGAGUUGGAGUCGGAUGGUGUUUUGUUCAUAGGAAUAUAUGGCAUGAGUGGAAUAGGCAAGACAACUCUGGCAAGAGCUACCUACGAUGAUAUUCGUUCUGAAUUUAAAGCUAGCAGUUUUCUUAACGUUCGGGCAGAAGGCUUGCUUGCUUCACAGGAAAGACUCCUUUCUGACAUGAAGUUGCUAAGUGCUGGAAAGAAAUGGGAUGUGCAGAAGGGAACUGAUGUGCUAGGAAAAAGGCUACGCUGUAAAAAGGUUCUCGUUGUUCUUGAUGAAGUGGAUGAAAGUGAACAAUUAAAAAAAUUAGCUGGAAAUCAGCGUUGGUUUGGUCCGGGGAGUAGAAUAAUUAUGACAAGUACAGAUAGACAAUUGUUGGUGUCACACGGAGUGGAUAAGAUAUACCCAGUAAAGAGAUUGAAUGAUGAUGAGGCUUUGCAACUCUUUAGCCGGAAAGCCUUCAAGAAUCCAAAUCCUGAACCAGAAAAUGAUCUUAUGCAAAUAGCCAAUGAUUUUGUUAAUUAUGCCAAAGGCCUUCCUUUAGCUCUUGAAGUUCUGGGUUCCUCACUAUGUGGUAAGAAAAAGGAGGUGUGGGAAAGUGCCCGAGAUCAACUAAAAAAAGUUCCUCAUGUAAACAUAAUGAAAACACUUCGAAUAUGUUUUAAUGAGCUGGAGGAUCGAAAGAAAAACCUUUUUUUGGAUAUUGCUUGUUUCUUUAAAGGAGAGGACAGAGGUCGGGUAGCAGACAUACUAGAAAGCUGCGGGUACUACUCUGAAAGCGAAAUAGAUGCUCUUAUGGACAAAUCUCUCAUAAGCAUUGUAGGGAAAAAAUUGUGGAUGCAUGGGCUGCUACAAGAAAUGGGUCAGCGAAUUGCUGCUGGUGAGCCACUUGAAGCUCGUACCAGGUUGUGGCGCUAUAAGGACUCUUGCGAUGGACUGAUGGAAAGUGAGGAAGCAGGAGCAGUUGAUGGCGUAUUUGAGUACUUGCCUGGAGAAAAAGUGGCACGGUGUAAAGUUGAUGUCUUGUCAAGAAUGAAAAAAUUAAAACUACUUAGAAUCUAUGAUGUGCAUGUUAAUCCAGGCCUCAAUUAUCUUUCUAACGAGUUAUGUUUAAUGGAAUGGCAUGGAUAUCCUUUAAAAUCCACACCAGGAAGUUUCCAGCCACUCAAACUCGUUGAACUCAUUAUGCACCGGAGUGGCAUUGAACAGCUAUGGAAAGGGAACAUGAGAUUAGACAAGUUAAAAGUUAUUGAUUUGAGUAACUCACACGACUUGAUCCAAACUCCUGACUUGGGUGGAGUCAAAAAUCUUCAGCAGUUGAUUCUUCAAGGUUGUACAAAAUUGACAAAGGUUCACCCAUCCAUUACAGCUCUCAAAAGGCUUAAUCUAUUGAAUCUAAAAGGUUGUGAAUGUCUAAGUACCUUUCCGCAGAAGAUCAAAUUAGAAUCCCUCAAAACAUUUAACCUUUCUGGGUGUUCAAGUCUAGUGGAGUUUCCAGAGGUUGACCCAAAUAUGAGACAAUUGUCUAAGCUUUAUUUGGAUGGGACUGCCAUCAAAGAACUACCAUCAUCAUUCAAACACCUUACAGGCCUUACGUUGUUGAAUUUAGCGAAUUGCCAGAACCUUUUAUGUUUCCCUACUGUUAUUUGCACAUUGGAAUUUCUUGGAACUCUCAAUCUAUCAGGCUGCAAGUGUCAGCCAGCUCUAUCGUGGGACUCCCUCUUCAGAAUGUCAGAACCGAUCAGUUUGUUCUUGCCUUCAUUUUCGGGUUUAAGCUCUUUGGAAUCUCUGGACUUGAGUGACUGCAAUCUAUUGGAUGGGUCGAUCCCGGAUGAUCUUAAUUGCUUAUCAUCAUUGAGAUCUCUUAAUCUAAGCAGCAACAACUUUACAUGCUUGCCUGGUUGCAUCUCUGAGCUUUCAAAGCUUAAAGUUCUCUACUUGAAUAAAUGUAGCAUGCUUCAAUCGUUGCCAUAUCUUCCAUUGAGCAUAAAACUUGUAAUGGCACGAGGGUGCACUUCGCUAGAAAAUUAUUCAAAUCGGUUCAUUGUGUGGACUUCUGGUGAAACAGGAUUCACUAUUAUCGAUUGCCUCGAAGAUGCUGAGGAUGAAGAGUACCAAAUUAGCCCAAUUUCUUUGUUGGAUAUGCACCUUCAACCACUGUGGCAAAAAUACAUGGAGGAGCAAAUUCAAGAAAGUGAUACAUUUUACUGCAUUUCAGGUGCUCGAAAUGAGCCAACUGAAAUUCCAGAGUGGUUCAUUCAUAAGAGCCCUGGAUCUUCUGUACCACUACCCCUGCGUUCAGAUUUGUAUAGUGAUGAUAAAUGGAGGGGAGUUGCUUUGUAUGCUGCUUUUGAAUUCCAAGAGGAUGCUAGUCAGGACUUGACACAUUUUCACAAACUCAUCUGCCGUUUGGACAUUGAUGGAGGUCCUGUUGACAAAUUCUUGGCGUUUAAAAUCCCAAAAGACAAAGUACCCCAUGUUGGGUCAUUUCGAAUUUGGUUGUAUGUGUCGCAUGAGAUUGUUAGAGAUCAUUUAGAUGAACGCAGUUGCAUAAGCCCUGAAAUUAAGUCCCAUAGCCCAGGUGUAAAUGUUAGGAUGUGUGGUGCACGUGUUCUAUUUCAGGAAGAUCUACCCGAGUUUGUUGAAAAUUUAAGCCAUGACACUUUUGGGAGCCCAGAUGAGCUGCGUCAACGUCAUGAACAAUUCAUUGAGUUUCACAUGAAUCCGAGGCAUAAUUACCAUAUUAAUGAUGCAAAAUCCAGCCAGUCCAGUUCCCAACAGAACUCCAUCCCCAGGCUGAAAAGAGAGCUCACCUCUUUGCUGCUUAGAUUAUAUCAGGAAGAUUGCGCCCGGUUUCACUUGUAUGAUUAUCUAUUUCCUCAAAGUGCGACUCCUCUUUGGUUCCAUCAUCAAAAUUUUCGAUCCUACGUGAGAUUGCCGCUGCCUCCAAAUCUAGUUUACGAUAGGGCAUGGAUGGGAUUUGCAGUGUAUGCUCUUUAUGCUGUCAACAGGCAUUCAGCUGCUAGUUCCAGCUGUGACAAUUUGAAUUCAGCAAUUUCUGUCCACUUUUCUAGUCUUUUGGGGGCCGGUGAAGACCACUUGUCACCUUAUAUAGCCUUCCCACUCUCCAGAGACAUAUUUAAUGAGUCACAUCGACUCUUGAUAUUUUACAUACCAGGGAUUCUAUUUCAUGAUAAGUUGAUCAAUCAACACAAGUACAUAUGGGCUUCAUUUGAAAGCCAAAAUCCAAGUGUGGAGGUUCAAAUGUGUGGAAUCCAUAUAUUAUAUGAGCACAAUGUGGAAGGCUUUGUGAGAACAUUAGUUCAAUGCAUGAUGACAAGCCCUCCAGCCUACCAUGAGCAUUAUUACUUAAAUCUUUUACAAACCAUGGAACAAUUGCGGGGCUGUGACUGUGCAUCAUCAUUACAAAGGUUGGAUUUUGCAGGAAAGAGGCAUCAACCCAUGCCAAAGCUUCUACCAAGUAUUCAAGAUGUAACAGGGGAAUUCAGUCCUUCAACAAGCACAUUCUUAAAUGAGGCAGGCAUUUCAAGAGACCCAAGCCUCACAAGGCUUGAAUUCUCAAAUCAUGGGAUUGAGGCAGCUGCUUUUGCUUCAACAAAUUUAAGCCCCUCCUCUAUUUAUUUAGGCAUACCAUUUCAAAAUGGACAUUGUGCAAGUACCUUGGAAGCAAGUGGCCUUGAAUCUUGGUUUAAAACAUACUUGGAGAAUCAUUGUGAGAUACGUGGAGUUUUCAAUCAUUGUUUUCCUCAACGUGAAAUUCCGGGGUGGUUCAGCUAUCAAAGCAAUGGGAGCUCAGUGGCAAUUGAGUUGCCUGAAAAUAUAUUCAAUGACCCUACUUGGAUGGGAUUUGCUUUCUGUGCUGCAUUCUCAUUUCACAAGCAUCCUACUGCUGUCCGCAAUAGCCUGCAAGGUACUGACACAGGAGGAUCACAUCGCCUUAUCUGUCAGUUAACUACUAAUUUGGGUCCUAUGACUCCUUUAUUUUUCCACAGCAUCAGUGAAGAUGAUGUGCUAAUUUCGUUACAUCGGCGUGCAUUCAUCUGGGUGUCAUUUAUACCACGGGUGUUGUUUUUAUCACAUUAUUGGACUACUCUAUGCACUUGGAUUCAAUUCUCAUUUCUAAGUGAUGGCCAAGACUCAUCCGUGUUGGACUGUGGGCUAAAUCUUGUAUACCAGCAAGACAUGGAAGAAUUCUCUCGUACAAUUGUGCGUUGCGUAACAUCUUACGUUGACUACUUGUAUCGCAUUCGUGAGUCUUCCAAGGAGGAGUCUGUUGUUUAUGGAAGACUGCCUAUUUAUCACAACGAUGACGAUAAUGUUCUUAAUGGAACUUGUGAUUACUCUUAUGAGAAAGAAAGAUUGGUCAUUCAUGAACUGGGGGAGAGUAGUGGUGAGAAUGUCCCAUACUGUUCUUACGAGGACCAAGCCACUGAAAAUAAUCAGUCCUACAAAUGUCGCUUCAUGGUAGGAGCAUAA
This is a messenger RNA of Malania oleifera, 5121 nucleotides long. Its product is annotated as TMV resistance protein N-like. Bases 1 to 5121 code for a protein of 1706 amino acids. Gene Ontology annotation, biological process: signal transduction; defense response. NCBI's taxonomy places the organism in Eukaryota, Viridiplantae, Streptophyta, Magnoliopsida, Santalales, Ximeniaceae. Gene Ontology annotation, molecular function: protein binding; ADP binding. The record is from RefSeq and is a predicted model, not a curated record. The transcript is spliced from 8 exons.